Messenger RNA from Williopsis jadinii, 1467 nucleotides. RefSeq names its product Dtr1p (gene DTR1). NCBI's taxonomy places the organism in Eukaryota, Fungi, Ascomycota, Saccharomycetes, Phaffomycetales, Wickerhamomycetaceae. Gene Ontology annotation, biological process: transmembrane transport; amine transport. Gene Ontology annotation, molecular function: amine transmembrane transporter activity. Bases 1 to 1467 code for a protein of 488 amino acids. The transcript has a single exon. The record is from RefSeq and is a predicted model, not a curated record.
AUGUCUUUGAACGAUAAAUCGCCUGAAACCUCGCUGAAUGAGAAGUCAGAGCCUAAGAUUGAUGAACAAGAUGUGCUGCCGGUGCCCAAGCCAGCAUACACAGCAUUUACAUCGAGGAGAAAGUGGUUUGCCAUCAUCAUUGUGAGCAUAACGGGGUUCCUAGGGCCGUUGACGGGUAAUAUCUACAUUCCAAUCCUACCACAGCUGCAGCAGGUGUUCAAUACCUCAGAGACUGCUAUCAAUGCGACGGUUUCGGUGUUUAUGGCCAUUAUGGCCAUUGCACCGCUACUGUGGGCCUCCUGGGCAGAUUUCGGUGGUCGAAAGACCCUGUAUCUGACGUCGCUGCUGCUGUUCAUACUGGCAAACAUAUUACUCGCAGCAGUUCCUGCGAACAUUGGUGCUUUGUUCGUCCUGAGGAUUGUUCAGGCUAUUGGUGCUUCAAGCGUGAUGAGUGUUGGAGCUGGAACUAUAGCAGACCUGGUUCCUCCAAAGGAGAGGGCAAGAGCCAUCUCGUAUUUCAUGAUGGGGCCUCAGCUGGGCCCCAUUCUGGGUCCCAUCUUAUCUGUCAUUGCAAGUGGUGGCCAUUGGAGAUGGAUCUUUGGGUUCCUAGCUAUCCUGGGCUCGCUGGUGUACCUGGUGAUCUUGUUCUUCCUUCCAGAGACCUUGAGAUGCCUUGUGGGCAAUGGCUCGAGGGUUCCGAUGAAUGGAUGGUUUGUUCAACCUCAUCUGAUCCAGCGAAGAAUAAUCACAGAAGAAGAGGCUUGCAAUUAUCCGAAACCACCAAAACCAAGCUUAAAGGGCUACUGGAGCAUACUGAAGUAUAAGCCUGUGCUCUUGUGCUCUUUCAACUCUGGCUUACUCUUUGCAGGCUUCUACGGCAUGUCUGUUACCUUUGCUAGAAGGUUACACGAUGACUAUGGCUUCUCACAUCUUGAACAGUCGUUUGCGUACGUGUGUCCAGGUGUGUCGUUGAUCACAGGCUCCUUGAUUGGUGGAAGACUCUCCGACCACUUGAGGAAAAGGAUGAAGCGUAAACAUCCUGAACGCUAUACCCCGGAGCAUCGUUUCUCGUUACAAUUGGUUGGUCUAGCCAUAAGUAUGUGUGGUUUGCUAGGCUACGGAUGGUGUAUCGACAAGCACGUCCACGUCGUUGCAGUCUUUGUCUUUACCUUUCUCGGAGGGUUCGGCAUGACGUGGGUGUUUGUCGUCACCACCACGUACCUGACCGAGUGCUCCUCCGGCCAGGCUGCUACAAACGUUGCCAUUGGUAACUUCUUCAGAAACGCCUGUGCAGCUGUGUCGUCCGUCCUGAUCAGCGAGUUAACGGAUAAGAUGGGGUUUGGAUGGUGCUUCACAGGGCUAGCACUGCUGGACAUAAUUGGCUUUGCCAUUGUGCUGCUCCUGAUGGCGAAGGGCCCUGCGUGGAGGCUCCAGUGGGAGGAAAAGAAGCGAGGCGUGGCCAGCUGA